GCUCACAGCUGGGUGGAACUACGGGCAAAAAAAGUUGCUUCAAUCACAUUUUCUUUUGAGAUGGGAGAAUAAAGCCUCAAACACACGGAAACACUCGGACUGUAGACUUAUUCUGCUGCUUUGACCAUGGAUUUUAACGUGAAGCGGUUAGCAGCAGACGCCGGUACUUUUUUGAGCCGCGCGGUACAAUUCACAGAGGAAAAACUUGGCCAAGCUGAGAAAACAGAGUUGGAUGCUCAUUUGGAAAACCUUUUAAUGCGAGCAGAAAACACCAAACAAUGGACAGAAAGGAUCAUGAAGCAAACAGAAGUGCUACUACAGCCCAAUCCCAAUGUCCGACUAGAAGAGUUUGUGUACGAGAAACUGGAGAAAAAGGCCCCGACGAGGAUGAACAACCACGAGCUCCUGGGACAGUCCAUGAUGGAAGCAGGAAAUGAGUUUGGCCCCGGGACGGCGUACGGAAAUGCUCUGAUCAAAUGUGGAGAGACGGAAAAACAAAUCGGAGGAGCCGAGCGGGAGCUGAUCCAAACUUCUGCCAUCAACUUCCUCACUCCUUUCCGGAACUUUCUGGAAGGCGACUUCAAAACUAUCCUGAAAGAGAGGAAGCUGCUCCAGGUGAAGCGCUUGGAUUUGGACGCGGCUAAAACGAGGCUAAAGAAGGCGCGGAUGACGGACGCUCGAGCCGCGGCUGAGCAGGAGCUGAGGAUGACACAGAGUGAGUUUGAUCGACAGGCGGAGAUCACCAGACUCCUGCUGGAAGGAGUCAGCAGCACUCAUGCUCAUCACCUUCGCUGUUUGAACGACUUUGUGGAGGCUCAGACCACGUACUACGCCCAGUGUUACCAGUACAUGGUCGACCUGCAGAAACAGCUCGGCAGUUUCCCCUCGUCUUUCUCCAACAACAACCAGUCUUCUGUGUCGGCCGGGGCCAGUAGUAUUUCUGUGCCGACGAUCCCGGUGUCCGCCUCUCUGCCGAACCCGAGUCGUGGAAACUCUGCCCCCUCUGGAGGCUUCCACGAACUGCGCGGCUCCAGCGGCAGCCGUAAAGCCCGAGUCCUGUACGACUACGAUGCGGCCAGCAGCAGCGAGCUCUCUCUGCUCGCCGACGAGGUGAUCGCGGUGAGCAGCGUCCCGGGCAUGGACUCUGAUUGGCUGAUGGGAGAGCGGGGCAGUCAGAAAGGAAAAGUCCCCAUCACGUACCUGGAGCUGCUCAACUAAACUCCCUCUAAAACCAUCUGUGUCUGUAUCUCAUAUUUAUAAUGCUGUGCUGCACCUUCUCCAGACAUUUCCUCCAACUCCUCAAGGGGGUGCUAUUUUAACUCUUACUCUGGACUGAAUUCAACCAUAGGACGGGCAGAUGAACACCGCCCUCUAGUGUUUGUGAAUGAAUUGAGACGUGCCUUUUGUAUUUGAUGCCAUACAAUCGUUGUGUGAUCUUCCCAAACUCUUAUUUUAAACCUGCCUUUGUUUACAGUGCAUCUCAGACGGCCUGGGCUUUUAUCAAUAGUUUUUCUUCACUGCGUCUUGAAUAUUUCUGCAGUGAGAAUAUUUUAAAGCGCUUCGUUUAAGUCUUAUGUGUGUUCUUCUUGGUGCUGUAGUAGCAGUUUGACUUUAUUUCCCUGAUCAUGUACAGGGCCUUUGCUUUUCCACUAAACAGUAUUUGAAAACGGCUUAGGACGAGAAAUCUGAACACUUUGUAAAACCACAGACUGUAGAAAGAAAUGGACAUUGCUAUUGCGCUAGCUGCCGUGUUUCAAACAGGAAGUGAUCAUGGACGCACUUCCGUCUCCAUCGACUCUGGCUCCAGUUCACUUGGUCAUUUUGGUCUUAAAUGUUCGUAUUAACCCUCUACAUGAUCCUGGGGUUUUUAUUUCACUAUUGUGUCUGUAAAUCAAGAUAUGAACAUUAAUAACAGACAGGGGGCGUUACCUUCAACAGCCUCGCUCCUGAUUGGCUCUUUAGUCGCUAUGAUCCUCGUGCUCGAGCCUCGAUGAGCUUCAUUUGGAGCUGAAGCUGUGGGUGACGUCUCACUCACUCAGUCACUUCUUUAUACAGUCUGUGGUAAUAACUGUACCUUAAUUAGUUUUAAAUAGUUUUUUUAAAGAACCAUUCAGGCUUAUUCAGGACGUUAAAGCCCAAAGCCUUUAAUUAAGUAGUUUCCUGAAGCCUGAAUCUUUGUUGAUAAAGAUUAGACCUGGGGUGCUCAAACUCUUCACCGAGGGCCAUAUAUUUAAAAAUAUUCGACACAGAGGCCACAGACCAGGGUCAACACAGCGGAUAAUUCAGACGGUGCAUUUAACAGUUUUGACAUUAUACCUUAAAUAAGGCUUGAAAUAUUAAUAUUAUGUCUGAAAAUGCAGUGUGAUGUUAUUUAGUUUGGAUUGGUAAGACUCAAAUUUGCCGUAAAAAAUACUGAUUAUGAUCAACUGGACCAAUAAAAAUCGGUCUGAGGGCCGCAUUUGGCCCCUGGGCCACAGUUUGGACACCCCUGGAUUAGACUGAACUGAUAAUGAAGAACUGAAGGCAUCGUAUUAUACAGAAGUGUGACCAUGAAGUGCCUCCUGCCUAAACCAGAGCUUCAAAAUUACGGAAGCAUCGAUUCAGCGUUUUCAGAUCCGAUACCAAUUUCGAUACUUAGCUUUAAGCAUCUGCCGAUUCUCGAUAACAACCGAUACCAGAGCAGAGACUGAAACACAUUUAUUUCCUCAAAACGAGAUUAAUGUAACACAAAACUGAUCCACAUGCAGCUGUUUUAUUUAAGUUACGACGACAGCUCAGUGUAAAUAAAAAUUCAAACAUUCUGAGACUUUCUGGGCCGAUAUCAGAUCAGAUCGAUCCAAACUCGAUUCACUUUAAUGUAACUGUAACAUCUUAAAUUAUUCACCACUGGAACCAUUUAUUGACAUUAAAUAGAUAAAUCCGAGGGCCUGUAAUUCGGACAGUUUCAUGUGUUUUGUUUUGUUUUACUAAUCCCGACGUUUCAAAGAUCCAAAGUUUUCAUGGGUCCAUCUUUUAUUCCACAGACUUUAAAAUGUAAACAUGAAAAUAUAUAUUAUACUAAAAUAAAAAGUGUCCGUUUGCUUUCC
Periophthalmus magnuspinnatus is the source of this 3086-nucleotide messenger RNA. It is a transcript of the gene sh3glb1a, whose product is annotated as SH3-domain GRB2-like endophilin B1a. Gene Ontology annotation, biological process: membrane organization. Gene Ontology annotation, molecular function: protein binding. Gene Ontology annotation, cellular component: cytoplasm; membrane. Bases 127 to 1218 code for a protein of 363 amino acids. Lineage: Eukaryota; Metazoa; Chordata; Actinopteri; Gobiiformes; Gobiidae. The transcript has 9 exons. The record is from RefSeq and is a predicted model, not a curated record.